AUGGCAGCAAACCAAAACCAGAACCUCAGAGGUCUCCAAUGGCUUCUGCAAACCCUCGAAUCAGGGGGCCUCAGCCUGCACAACAUCUCCUUCUACCUCUCCCAACCCACUUCAGGUUGCUACCAGGAAACAGAAAACUCCAUGAAAGUAGACGUUUCCAAGGACAGCAUCUUAGAUUUUUCUCACCUCCUCAUAAUGUUAGGAAUAGCCAAAAACUCCCAACCAUUGCUGCGAAACCUGGAAUUCCACCGGGUCGAAUGGGAAUUGGAGCAACUACAAAAUCUCAGAAUGUUGCUGGAGAAUAACUCUAGCAUCAAGCAGCUUGUAUUUCAGAGAAACAGAUUCAACAGGGUAUGCUUAUCAGAAUUAUCGAACAUUCUAAAAAGAAAUGCAGCAGUCAAAGAGAUAAUGUUCUCGGAAUCGGGCAUGGGCUCAGCCGGUGCAGGACUUCUAGCUUCUGCUCUCAUGGUGAAUGAGAGCUUGGAGGAGUUGCAGAUAUGGGAAGACUCAAUUGGAUCAAAAGGAGCAGAGGAGCUUUCGAAGAUGAUCGAAGUGAACUCGAGGUUGAAGAUGUUGACGAUCUUUGACUCCACCUCAAUCACGGCAACCCCUCUCAUAUCUGCAGUUCUGGGAAGAAACAGAGCCAUGGAGGUUCAUGUUUGGAGUGGAGAGAAUGGAGAAAAGACUUCUAAAGUGGUGGAAUUUGAACCUGAGAACAGCACAUUGCGAAUUUACCGCCUUGACUUUUCUGGGUCUUGCAGGGUCGCUUGCUCUCUUGGCAUGAACUCAACAGUCAAAUCGCUGGAUAUGACGGGAGUCCGGCUGAAGUCCCGGUGGGCUAAAGAGUUUCGGUGGGUGUUGGAACAGAACAGGAGCCUCAAAGAAGUGAACUUGUCAAGAACUUGUCUUAAAGACAAGGGAAUUGUGUAUGUUGCUGCUGGACUCUUCAGGAACCGGACCCUGCAAAGCUUGUAUCUUGAUGGGAACUGGUUUAGUGGAAUAGGGAUAGAACACUUAAUGUGUCCUUUGAGCAGGUUCUCAGCCCUGCAAAUCCAAGCAAACGUAACUCUCAAGUCAGUAACAUUUGGAGGGGGAAGGACAAAGAUUGGAAGGAAUGGGCUCACUGCCAUUCUAAGGAUGCUGACAACCAACCAAAGUGUGACCCAGCUGGGGAUCUACGACGAUGAAAGUUUAAGACCAGAUGACAUUGUCAAAAUAUUCAAGAGCCUGGAGAGGAAUGCCUCUUUGAAAUACUUGUCUUUGCAGGGUUGUAAGGGGGUUCGAGGAGAUUCGGUUGUGGAGACAAUUCUGGAGAUGUUACAGGUGAAUCCUUGGAUUGAAGACAUCGAUCUUGCGAGGACACCGCUGCAUCACUCUGGGAAGACAGAUGGAAUUUAUCAAAAACUGGGUCAGAAUGGAAAGGCUGAACCAGAACCAGAAAUUGAUGUUCUAAAGGACAUGACACUUACGGUACCCAAGAGCUGUCGAAUCUUCUUCUGCGGGCAGGAAUUUGCAGGUAAGACCACACUUUGUAAUUCCAUAUCACAGAAUUUCUCGACUUCAAAGCUACCCUACUUGGAUCAAGUCAAAACUCUGGUGAACCCAGUAGAGCAAGCUGUUAGAACAGGAGGAAUGAAGAUCAAAACACUCAAAGAUGAAGACACAAAGAUUUCCAUAUGGAAUCUUGGUGGUCAGCAUGAGCUCUAUUCCCUUCAUGAUCUCAUGUUUCCGGGACAAGGGAGUGCAUCAUUCUUCCUGAUUAUAUCCAGCUUGUUCAGGAAACCCAAUAACAGAGAACCUAAAACUCCAUCUGAGGUUGAAGAAGAUAUACAAUAUUGGCUGAGGUUCAUAGUCUCCAACUCCAGAAAAGCAGGCCAGCAAUACAUGCUCCCAAAUGUAACAGUAGUCCUCACACACUUCGACAAAAUCAAUCAAUCCUCACAAAACUUGCAGGCUACGGUGACUGCAAUUCAGGGGUUGAAAGACAAGUUUCAGGGGUUUGUGGACUUCUACCAAACAGCGUUCACCAUUGAUGCAAGGUCAUCUGCAUCGGUGAGUAAACUCACCCACCACCUUCGGAAAACAUGCAGAACAAUUCUCCAGAGAGUGCCUCGAGUCUAUGAGCUCUGCAAUGAUCUUACACAAAUUUUAUUAGACUGGAGAUCAGAGAAUUACAAUAAGCCAGCAAUGAGAUGGAAAGAAUUCAAUGAGUUGUGUCAAGUUAAAGUCCCAUUCUUGCGAGUUCGAUCAAGGCACGAUAAUAAAGAGAAGGUGGAGAAGAGGAGGCGGGCUAUUGCCACUUGCCUUCACCAUAUAGGAGAGGUGAUUUAUUUUGAUGAACUGGGGUUUCUGAUCUUAGACUCUGAGUGGUUUUGUGGGGAAGUUCUUGGCCAACUUGCUAGAUUAGACGUUAGAAAGCAAAGCUCAACAGAGAAUGGUUUGAUAACCAGGAAAGAGUUGGAGAAGAUACUAAGAGGAAGUUUGCAGAGUCAUAUUCCUGGAAUGGGUUCGAAGGUCUUUGAGAACUUGGAGGCCAGCGACCUUGUGAGGAUGAUGUUGAAAUUGGAGCUGUGUUAUGAGCAAGACCCAUCAAAUCCAAAUUCUCUGCUUUUGAUCCCCUCAAUUCUUGAAGAAGGGAGAGCGAGGCCACAGAGAUGGCAGCUGAGCACACCUGAAUGCCUUUAUGUAGGGCGGCAUCUCGAGUGUGAUGAUUCAAGCCACAUGUUCCUCACUCCAGGCUUUUUCCCCCGCUUACAGGUGCAUCUCCACAACAGACUUACUGAUUUAAAGAACGAGCAUGCAGCAACUUACAGCCUUGAGAAAUACCUCAUUUCAAUAAAUAUCAAUGGUAUGCAUGUUAGAGUAGAACUUGGAGGGCAGUUAGGUUACUAUAUUGAUAUCCUCGCAUGCUCCUCCAAGAACUUGACAGAAACUCUAAGGCUCUUCCACCAGCUCAUAAUCCCAGCAAUCCAGAGCCUGUGCAGUGGUGUUACAUUGACUGAAAAUGUUCUCCGUCCAGAAUGUGUCAAAAAUCUAACACCCCCAAGAUAUCGGAAAACUCAGUUUUUCCCGCUGCAACGACUGAAACAAGCUCUACUCUCAGUCCCCGCGGAGAGCAUGUAUGAUUAUCAGCACACCUGGAGUCAAGUCUUAGACUCUGGUAGACCUAUUCUAAGUGCUGGAUUUGAUUUUGCUCGGAAUCUCUUAUCUGACGAUGACUUCAGGGAAGUACUACAUCGAAGAUACCGUGAUCUGUACAACCUCGCAGAAGAACUGCAGCUUACACCAGAAUACAGUACAGAGGAUGCAGAUCACACACUAUCAACCAGAGCAGAAUCUGAUACAGUUGAACCAACAUUUGGUGGACUUGCGAAGGGUGUUGAAAUGGUUCUGCAAAGACUGAAGAUCAUCGAACAAGAGAUCAGAGACUUGAAACAGGAGAUUCAGGGGCUGAGAUAUUAUGAACACAGGCUCCUGAUUGAGCUUCACCGCAAAGUGGACUAUCUGGUGAAUUACAAUGUGCAAGUCGAAGAAAGGAAAGUACCAAACAUGUUUUACCUUGCAAGAACUGAGAACUACACGAGGAGACUGGUCACCAACAUGAUUUCUGGGAUGACUGCGCUUCGGCUGCACAUGCUGUGCGAAUUCCGAAGGGAAAUGCAUGUUGUAGAAGAUCAGAUGGGUUGUGAAUUGAUGCAGGUUGAUAAUAGAGCAGUUAAGUGCUUGGCUCCUUACAUGACAAAGUUCAUGAAACUGUUGACAUUUUCUCUGAAGAUAGGAGCCCAUUUAGCGGCUGGGAUGGGAGGAAUGAUACCAGACCUGAGCAGGGAAGUUGCUCAUCUGGUGGACUCUUCUCUUUUAUGUGGAGCAACAGGGGCAGUUGCAGCAGGGGCUGUGGGCGCUGCAGCUGUUGGAAACAUAGCAGGUAGCAGAAGCAGAACUGCAAGGGACAUGCAGCAAGAUCAGAGAGCAGCACAGCAGUGGGUGAUGGACUUUUUGAGGGAGCGACAUUGCACAACUGGGAAAGAAAUAGCAGAAAAGUUUGGAUUGUGGAGAGUGAGAUACAGGGAUGAUGGGCAGAUUGCAUGGAUAUGUCAGAGGCAUAUGCACAUAAGAGCAAAUGAGAUUAUUGGAGUACCCAUUUGAAAUUGUCCAGAGACGAUGGGGAUAAACAAUGGAGGGAUUUCAUUUUCAUUUAUUUUUUCCCUUAUUCCCCAAGGCUCCAACCUCCAUUUUCCAUUUCUUGAUAAUUUUUAGUAUUCUCUUAUUGUAUCAUAUCAGGUCAAAGAAGUGCCUGGUCGCAUACAAGAAAUAUGGGCACAUAUGACUCGUUUAGUGAAAAAUAAAAAAUAAAAAAAAAAAUUCACUGCUGAAAGAUAUUAGCUUGUCGCCCAUGACAUUUAAUAGGAAAAAAUGGGAAGAAAGAACACUCAAUCUACAAAUUGAUGGUCUUGGGAUGGCACAUUUUCAAAACAAGCAGGUCUCUGACGCCCCAAAAAUUAAAAAUAAAAGUAACAAUUUAGCUCCGAUUCAUCAUACAUUAACAAAAAUAAAAUAAAAUCACUUGGGUCCCAAAGUAACAUGAAAAACAUUCCUGUGGAUGGAAAUAAGAGAAAGAGAGAUUAAAAAUCUUGCAGAUUUUGGACCUCAAAGUGAUAUGGCCAAAAUAAUGACAGAUGCUUUAAGAAUGAUACAACUUUUUGUCUUGAAUCAAUGCGUGGAUGUGGGACCCAGACAUCACCAUUAACUCUUAAUACAAUCCUCUAUAGCUAUAUCAAAUUCGAUAUCUCAAUAAUUGAGGAUUGGAAUCAGAACAAACAAAAGUAGUCAAGCUCCCAUUUCACAUCAGCAAUAGCUAGAAUCUGAAAAGAGGGAAGAUUAAACGGAAUAAUUCCAUAUAUACUGACAACAACAGAAACAGAACAAAGUCAUGGUUUCCCGUCAGCUAAAGCUUCUCAACAUAGAAGUAAAACACCAUACUAACUCAACACAUUAUUCCACUUUAGUACUAGCAUUAGUCUCAAUUCUAAAAUCUAGAGUCACCUGGGCGCCAUUUGAACCAGUGAAAAACAAAAGAUCAAAAGAAGGCUCUGCUCCCAUAAAACACUCGGGAGCCGGUGUUCUUCGAUGCCUGCAAUUUUUGAUCAGUGCUUGAAUUCCCAGAACUGGUUUGUCCACUUUCAAUGUCCAUAGGCAGCUUCAUUUUUGCCAAUGAUUCAGUAAAUUGCUGCAUACUUUUCAUGUACAUGUCCACAAUAUCUUGUUGCACAACUUUUUGCUCCUGUUCAACAUUCACAGUGAGAACCGGUUUGGCAAAUGCACUACUUGGCACCCCAUCAGAGGAAUUGCUCUCAACAUUUCCAACAUUUUCAUCCCUCUUCUCUUUUAGCUUAGAAACAUGCUCCUGGUCUGGAGAUUUUGAAGCAGCUGCAUUAUCAGAGGACUCGGAACUUGCAGGAAGAGAAGCAUGUGGAGGAGAACCAUUAGUUGAAACACUGCUUGGGGGAGAAUCAUGAGUCUCGAGUUGGACAGAGUUGACUGCACUCGCCAAGAAGCUUUCCACAACUUGAACACCUUGUUCUGAACUAAGCUGAUUUUCAUUGUCAGAAGAGACCAAGCUCUCAGAGCUUUGAGAGUCCAGGCUGGAACAUUGGAUACCGAUAUACUCCGAAACCAUCAAAUGGUUUUCAUUCACAAUCUUUGGGUCUGGGAACUCAAUCUUAUCGAAGUCACUGGGCUGUGGUUCAGUUAUUUCGGAAUCCUUUGCAGUUGCAUUUGUAGCAAGAGAUGGAGGCAUCCCAGGGAUUGCCAUUACCUCAGGAGAAGCCCCACUGUAUGAAAGAGAUAACUGAACAAAUCCAGCCGGAGAAUGGAAAAGAUCUGUGGAGGACAGAGAAAACUCCUUUUCUAACUUCCCAUUACUUAUGAGGACGUCCGAAAGAGGAACCAAAGCAAACCCCAAUAACUGGUCUUCAAGAUAAUUCUUCACCCUGCUCAGCAUCCAUAUCUCACACUUGAGGGAGGAAUCUAUUUUCCAGACAUUGAGCCGGAGAUUUUCAUUGAAUACAGGGUUCUUCCCACCCCCAUUAAUAAUUUGGGUGGAGACAGAUUUCUCAGGAUCACUGGUGAGGCAAAGUUUAGCAUAAACAUCUUGCUUAUGAUAUAUGCAGAUGUUAUGGAUGUCCCUAGCCUGAUGUAUGUAAACCUCAAGGACACCAAUGAAUCCAUCCAAGCCAUACACCGCAGCUUCCUUCCUUUGGACCUCAAUUCCCUUGGUCAAGCGACCAGAGUUGUGAACAAAAAGGUCAGAUCUCUGAUUCACAGGCUCAGAGACAAGUGAGUUCUUGAAUGGUGACACGACGGAUUGAGGGGAAUCCAUGAUAACCAGAAAUCAAACCUGAAAAAUAAAAAAGCAAAAAUGAACACAGUUGGAUUGAAAAUCAAGAUUAUGAAACUAAAACGCUAAAAUUAUAAGUCAAGAACCCGACCAAAGAUUCAAACUCAACAUGAGCAAGAGGUUAUUAUGAUUUCUACAACUCAAAAGCCCAACAGUUAAACCAAUCCCCAAAGCCUGAAUCAAAACCCUAAUUUAAAACUUAUUUAAAACACUUAGCAAAACCAUGAGCAAAGACCCACAAAACAAAAUUUAAAGUCCCAUGCAGACUAAUAUGAUUAUUAGACCUCAAAACCACGCAAUAAAACCAUUCCACAUGCCCAAAACCUACCGGAGCUCAAAUAAAGCCAAAAUUCUCAGAACCCAGCAGCGAAAAUCUCAAAACAAGAGAGGCCGUUCAGAUGAGCACUCCAAAAACACAGAAGCCAAACUGAAAUAUAGGCAAAUCCCAAAACUAAGAACCAACCCACAAGUCCAAAAUCUAGCUAAAGCUAAGAUGAGCACAAAUUUUCAAGACUCAAAAAACCAAAAGCCUCCUGUGAAACAUAAACUUUCACAUGAACU
Malania oleifera is the source of this 6958-nucleotide messenger RNA. RefSeq names its product protein TORNADO 1. The transcript is spliced from 3 exons. Gene Ontology annotation, molecular function: protein binding. Lineage: Eukaryota; Viridiplantae; Streptophyta; Magnoliopsida; Santalales; Ximeniaceae. The coding region runs from base 1 to 4146 and encodes 1381 amino acids. The record is from RefSeq and is a predicted model, not a curated record.